Molecule: messenger RNA, 1059 nt
Organism: Helicoverpa armigera (cotton bollworm)
Lineage: Eukaryota; Metazoa; Arthropoda; Insecta; Lepidoptera; Noctuidae
Exons: 1
Coding region: 1-1059 (352 amino acids)
Biological process (GO): retrotransposition
Cellular component (GO): ribonucleoprotein complex
Molecular function (GO): single-stranded RNA binding
Source: RefSeq, a predicted model, not a curated record
AUGGCGGAACAGUCUUCUAUGUCAUCAAGUACAUCCUUUACAUGGGGUUGUUGUGACCAGGUGGUAGCUAAUGAGAAAUAUGCUACAUGUGUCAAGUGUCACAAAACGUAUCAUUAUAUUUGCUUGUCUUUAAGGGAAAACUACAAUGUACCGAAAGGUUGGCAAUGCCCGGCAUGCAUUAACUCUGGUCCGAAAAUUAGCAGAUCCGAUAGUACUCCUCUGCGUAACGUCUCAUCCAACAGGGCGAAUAAAAGACCAGCUCUUUCUCCGCCUAAGACGGACAACAUUACUUUGUCGUGUGACGAUAUUCGGCAACUCAUUCAAGACGCUGUUAAAAAGGAACAUACAGAAAUGUUGUCAAAAUUUACUGAAACCCUGAAUAGAGAACUGCAACCUAUUAAAGAGCAGAUGGAUAAGAUGGACAAUUCUAUGUUAUUUAUGAACUCACAGUACGAGGAACUUUUGAAAGAAUAUGCUGCGUCCAAAGAUACCGUGAAGGAAUUGCAGAAAGAAAACUUAGAGAUGAAAAUGUGUAUCAAUGAUCUCGUCUCACGUGUAAGCCAAUUAGAACAACAAACUCGUUCAAACAAUGUAGAAAUCCAAUGUCUGCCGGAAAAAAAACAGGAAAAUCUAUUGCAGAUUGUAACACAAUUAUCUAAGGUGGUGGGGAGCGGCAUUGUGGACAGCGACAUAAAAUACUGCACUAGAGUCGCCAAGCAGAGCUCUACAAAUUCUCGACCACGAUCUAUAGUGGUACAACUGGCUUCUCCUCGUACUCGUGAUCAAUUUCUCGCAGCCACGAUUAAAUAUAAUAAAUCAAACCCUAAUAAUAAACUAAAUACCUCGCACCUUGGAUACGCCGGACCGAAGACUCCAAUUUUCAUUACGGAACACCUUUCAACCACUAAUAAGGCUCUCCACGCUGCCGCUAGAAUUAAGGCUAAGGAGCUUGGAUACCAGUUUGUCUGGGUACGAGGUGGCCGCAUAUUUAUGCGGAAAGAACAGGAAUCUGAACACAUUCUCGUUAGAAAUAAGGAUACUUUAAAUAAACUAGCUUAA